UUGGAAAUCGAAUUAGUAGACAAAAGUUAGUCGAAAUGCGUAUUUUGAUCGCGACUCUUGUAGUGCUUGCCAUGGCGGUUUGCGCCACUCUAGGAUGUGAAUCUGAUCCAUUUUCCAACUUCGAUGACAUUCUUGAAGUUGAUAACGAUCUUGAUGAAACUGAGUUAGACGUGGAUGACGAUGUACUCCCUUUUAAUUCGGAGACCAUUUUUGAUGAUUCCGAAACUGCCUCCGAAGUCGAAGGUGCUGGAAUGCUCAAUGGAGCUUUGAUUAAAGUCACCACAGAUAUGUUCAACUUAGCUAAUCAUCUGAGUUUCACAAUUGCUGGAUUUAUAAAUAAACUUAAAGAUCCUGCUGGAAACACACUAACAGCCUAUGUAACCGCUGCUGGUAUCAUGUGCAUAACUAUGAACGAUCUUCAGGAAAAUUCCAUUACCAUUUUACUCAAUUCCGUCGGACAGAUUGUGGGUGUUUUAAGUAAUCAGGAUGAAGUUUCAAGAGAUCUACGGAAAACCCUAAAGGAAGUUCUUGAUGGCCUUCGAGGUCUCGGUGUAGUGAUACCAAGGGUUUUGACUAGUGCCGCAAAAGGAGUUCCCGGAAGUUUGACUGAAGCCUUUAAUAUGAUCACAUUGAAGCAUACAUUAUAAAGCAGUCAUUUAGACUAAAAAUUUAGCCCAAUUUUCUAAAGUUCCGAAUUUCUAAACAACAAGCAAAUUAAGUGAUCACUGAGAGAAAUCCGAAAAAGUUAAAAUAAUAUUCUGGAAAUCUUUAUUUUACUCUGCAGUGUUGAUCCGAAAUUGGUGUAAAUAUUAUGCUUUUUAGGUGUAUUAGGGGUUAAAGUUACCCUUUUUCAUAUCAAUUUUACCCUUAAAAAGAUGUAAAAUUAACAUUAAAAACUCUUGAUAUACAUACUUUUAAACCUAAAAAGUGUUAAAGUUAUGAGGAAAAACUGUUAAUUGCACCCCCGUUUUUCUCUCAGUGAUCUUGCUUAACCCAAGUAUUAAAUUUCUCCUUUGUAGAAGUAAUGGCAAUUAUGCCAUAUGAAUAAACCAUAAAUUUGAAGAAGUUUUAACUCAAAGUUUCAGAAGUGACAAAUGAUUAAUUGCAAACUGCAAGCAAGUUAAGUGAUUUAGCUCUCAUCUCAUCUCAGACUGAACUACACAGGUUUCCGUAAAAGUAUCGGAUUAGGAUGAUAGUGAAAGAUCAAUCGAUCAUUUAUUUUAUUUUUAAAUAAGUUGAUUUUAUUUGUAUAGGAAAAAGAAUACCAGCUUUCCCCAAAUAAUACACGUGCAAAUUCCUCUGGAGUUUUCGAACCUUGUGAUAUACGUUUAAGAACUAUGUAUGUGGUAUUAUUAAAAAAAAAGUAUAAAUAUAAGUAGUAAUUAAAUUAGAUAUAUAAAUUUACAAAUAAUAUGAAUGAUAAUUUAAUAUUAAUCGAAUAAAUUAACUAUUUUUACUGAAAUUCAAGAACUGCUGUAAAUAAUUUAUGGAAACUCUUUACUUAAAAAAAUAAUAAAAUAUGUUCAUUAGAUCUCAAGAUCUCAA
Phlebotomus papatasi is the source of this 1545-nucleotide messenger RNA. RefSeq lists its product as uncharacterized. The transcript has 2 exons. NCBI's taxonomy places the organism in Eukaryota, Metazoa, Arthropoda, Insecta, Diptera, Psychodidae. The coding region runs from base 36 to 647 and encodes 203 amino acids. The record is from RefSeq and is a predicted model, not a curated record.